Messenger RNA from Penicillium expansum, 2010 nucleotides. RefSeq lists its product as uncharacterized. The transcript is spliced from 5 exons. Gene Ontology annotation, molecular function: DNA binding; zinc ion binding; DNA-binding transcription factor activity, RNA polymerase II-specific. The record is from RefSeq and is a predicted model, not a curated record. Gene Ontology annotation, cellular component: nucleus. Gene Ontology annotation, biological process: DNA-templated transcription; regulation of DNA-templated transcription. Bases 1 to 2010 code for a protein of 669 amino acids. Lineage: Eukaryota; Fungi; Ascomycota; Eurotiomycetes; Eurotiales; Aspergillaceae.
AUGCUGUGCCAUGCACCUAAUAAAUCAGCCUCCAGCACGGCCUUGAUAGAGGACCGAAGCGACGACCAUCACAACGCGCACUCUUCUACCACACAGAAAGAACGCCCGUCGCAAGCUACAGGAAGACUGGCCUGUGACAUUUGCAGAGAACGCAAGGUCCGUUGCGACCGCGGGGACCCAAAAUGUGGCCGUUGCGCUCGGCUUGGCUACGACUGUAGCUAUCAGGGACGGAAGCGACAUCGUGCAGCUCAAGCGGAUAUGCCACGCCAGUUAAGUGAACUACAGAACCGAUUAGCUCACGCAGAGGCGCUCCUGCGCAGAACUCCCUCCACAGCAUUUACUCCCACUACUGCUCGACAGAUUCCUCCCCAUGUGGACUUAUCCUGGCCGUUGAUGCCGCCUUCGGACCGGUUAGGCGACCAUGAACGACUAAUGCAGCGGCUCCAAAGCCAUGCAAUCCCUCCGACGGAUCGUACCUUUGAGGGGCUGGACAUGUUAGCGAACUUGACUGAGGAUAUUCCCGAUUUCUGGGGGGUCAUGGACCCGGCCCUGACGCCGGACGCUCUUUCACUCUUAUCAGGCGAUGCACCUCAGCUGCCAACCCCCUUCGACACGGGCUAUCUCCAUGCUGCGAGCGGUAAUCCGGUUCCUCCUGCUUUUGAAAACUCUCUAUUCUCAACGCAUGAUCUAGAAGAGUCAAUUUUACCGUCCGAACUCGCCGCCUUACACCAGAAGUACUUUGAAAUUUUCUAUCCGGUUUUUCCAAUCCUUAAUCAAUCGCGAUUUCGCCGAGAAUGGGCCCAGGAUCCAGCCUCCCCCCGAAUCCGUGGAUUAAGUUACGCUGUGGCCCUGAUCGGCUCGAUGAUUGCGCCAGAAUACGCCCAUCUACAGUCACCUUGUUACAGUAAUGCCCGCAAAUACAUCGAGCUCUGCGAGCGCGACGAUGAUGAUGUGAACAUUAUGAGCUUGAAUACAUUUCAAGCGUUACUAUUCGUUAUUCGCUACGAGCUAACGAAAGAGUGCUUUGUUCGCGCAUGGAUGACUCUCGCCCGUGCUGUUACGCUUGCUCAAAUCCUCAACCUGCACCACAUUGAUGACGUGGAUGCGACUCGAGAUCAAGGCAAUAGGUCCCAAAAGAAUGCCAUAGAGACAGGGUACUUUCUCAAUAUUCGCGAUCCAGCCUCAAUAGAGGAAAUCCGACGUUCCUUCUGGUCUUUAUACAUCUUCGAGAGUUAUGGGAGCGUUCGGACCGACCGACCUUGCACUCUAGAAGAGGAUACCUUGUGUAUCUAUCUCCCAUCUCCGGGUGAGCUUGAAGAAAGCUUUCUGCCUAGCCCGAUGCCCUUUAUUAGCGAAUCGACAAAACUUACUGGGGUUGGGUACCUGACCUCCUACGCUGCGGUGACCAUCAUGGUCAAGCUUGCCCGUCUCUGCUUCAAACACGUGAGUAUUCUCUCUUGCAGUGCCAGCGACUCGGGCUUCUGGGAUCGACAUUACCGUCUGGUUAAGACGAUAAAUGACUAUACUGCCAUAUUCCAACGAUACUUAACUGCGAAGGCUGUCCGGGAAGACCCGUUGGCCUUUUCGCUGCACCUUAAUCUCUGUGCAACACAUAUUAGUCUUCACGAGGCAGCGAUACGCAAGGUUGAAGAGCAAGACCUGCCAAAGCUUAUUGCAGCUGAAAGUCGGAAGUGCAGUGCCGCCGCGGCAUUUAAGAUUCUUGGAGCUAUUCGCAUGAACUGGCCCGUGCAAAGGUCAGAGCGCGACCAUUUCACCCUUCAAGCGACGUUUAUUGGCUGGCCUAUUUCCAUGAGCCUGAUCGCCCUAAGCCGCAGUCUAGCCGAUGGCGACACCACUCCGAUCGGCAUAGUGGACUCUCUGCGCCUGCUACGUACUGCUCUCGGUCAGGUAGAGGAACCUGAUGGGUAUUGGCACCAAGCUAGCGGUGGUGCGGUGACUGCUUUGGCGAAAUGGGACGAGGAACAGCGCGAGUCCCGUUCCAUUGAAUGA